UUUUGUAUUAAUUUUGAAGACUUUCAACAACAACACUCAAAGAACAUUAUUAAGCUUAAUUAAUCCAUUCAUUUCCUGGUUUAACUGAACCACCACCAUAUUCACACAACUUUCUCAAUCAAAUUCUUCACAGAAAGGAUUGAUUGAGAAAGAAAAAAACAAAAAUGUGCCCUCUGAGGCUAAUUCUCAUUUUCUUGUCUGCAACUCUCGCUGGUUUCUUCGUUCUCAGAAACAUCAGAUCUCAGCCUAAGAUCGAUGAUGACGAUGAAGAUGUUCCUACCAUUCCUUCAAACCCUAAAAUCUCAGAUUCUACAAAUGAUUCAUCAAAUGGAAAUUCCAAGGUUCGUGCUGCGUUAGAAUCUGGGUUUUGGACCUUUGUGGAUAUGGCUAGUGGGCGUUAUCUUUGGAGGCAUAUGGUCUCAUCAUCUUCAAAGAAAUCUAACUGAUGAUAUGUUUUCACUUUUCAGUGAUUGCAAUUUGUAUGUGGGUGAUUGAUUGAUCAAUAUCAUUUGGCUUUUGAUAUUGUGGUUUUUGGGUAAAUUUGCAUACUUUGUAAUCUGUAUCAUAGCUGUUGUUCAUAGUAUUGUUGUUGGUUUUGACUUUACAGUACAAAUAAUAAUAAUGAUGAUGAUGAUAAUGAUAAUGAUGAUCUUGAUAUAUGUCAAACAUAUGGUGUGUAUUUUUGCUGUUUCUGUUCUGGAUUUGAGUUGCUUCUUGUUUUCA
Trifolium pratense (red clover) is the source of this 723-nucleotide messenger RNA. RefSeq lists its product as uncharacterized. NCBI's taxonomy places the organism in Eukaryota, Viridiplantae, Streptophyta, Magnoliopsida, Fabales, Fabaceae. The transcript is spliced from 2 exons. The record is from RefSeq and is a predicted model, not a curated record. The coding region runs from base 165 to 446 and encodes 93 amino acids.